Messenger RNA from Drosophila rhopaloa, 5122 nucleotides. RefSeq names its product trithorax group protein osa. The transcript has 7 exons. The coding region runs from base 400 to 4965 and encodes 1521 amino acids. Lineage: Eukaryota; Metazoa; Arthropoda; Insecta; Diptera; Drosophilidae. The record is from RefSeq and is a predicted model, not a curated record.
UCGAUUGAAACAACGACAGUGUCAGCAUCAGAGAAAAAAUUAUUAAAAAAAGAGAAAAAAAACAAAAAGCAAAAACGCAAAUCUUUCGGAGUUUACAAACGAACUUUUCACGCAACAGCCAUCGACAUUGUCCAGAUCCAACACCACAUAUUGACCAGCUUCAGCACGCGGAGAUCGGAACCAGCAGCCACGCAGACACAGGAUAUCCAGCGGGAGGAAGCAGCACCAGGAGACGGUGGGGGAGGGGGGGAGGGUGGGUAGCUGGAGCAUUGUCUUGCCCAUGCGAAGCACGUCCUUGAACUGGAGCACACGAGUCUGGCACAAGGAGAGCUGAUCCCUCCGCAUCCUUCGCAAGACAGCCGCAGAAGUGAAUCCUUGGACUCUCCUCUCCUUUUCAACAUGACGGAACCGGUAGUGUCCACUGGCGAACUGGGUCCUCCUCCUCCGCUGGCCGGCCCAAUAGCGAACGGAGAGACUGCCAACUCCUCCGCUGAUCUUGAGCCGCCGCCAGAUCAGGAACCAGGGGCAGAGCCAGAGCCUAAACCAGGACCUGAACCAGGACCUCCACCAGGACCUCCACCGGAUCCAGGGCCAGCACCAGAACAAGGACUUGAGCCAGCACUACCAAGACCAGCACCAGAACAAGGACCGGAAACAGGACCCGUAGCAGGUGCAGUACUAGAACAAGGACCUGAGACAGUGCCAGUACCAGUACCAGUACUAGUACUAGAGCAAAGACCUGAGGCAGAACCAGGACCUGAACCACCACCAAGUCCGGAACCACCGCCAGACCCUGCACCUGCCACACAGCCUCCGCCAAGGACGCCCAGCGGCAAUCCGGAUGCCCCAGCCAAGAUGGACACACCGCAGAGCGUGUCGGACACCUCGAGCGGAGCCCAGAUGUCGCCCUACGCACCCGUCUUCUAUCCCAUGGGCUCCUACAAGGCCAAGGAGCGGGCCAAUGACUCAGAGAAUGCUCCACGCAAGCCGCCGUUGCGGCACUCCUUCGAGUUUGGUUUGGAGAAUGGAACUGGACCUUACAUCGGACCGGGAGGCGAUAUCCCGCGGAGCUAUCUCUUUCUCAAAUCAGGCCGUGGCGAGCGCAACUGCAACAGCUUUGGCUUGGGCAUGGAUCAGGAGUCCGGCGAGCAGGGCGCCGGAGGACUGGGACUGUCCACAUCACCACCUGCAUCACCAUCGGAGCCGCCCACCACGUGGGUGCCCUGCUUCCGACCGAACACCAUCAAUGAGCCGCCGGCGGCAGUGCCGGAGCCGGAUCUGUCCAGGGAGACGGAGUGCGGUACCAACCACAAUCGCAGCCGGGUUUUCGACGGCACCGAGACGACGACCUCGCCGCCGGGUUCCUCCGGAUUGGCUGGAGAUCCGGAUAAGGGGACCUGGGCAAAGUUCCCGCCCUUCGGUAACUUCGCCGGGCAAAUGGACGAGUUCAUGGCCACACUGCGAAACCUGCUGAUACGAGCCAAUGACCUGCUGGCGCCGCUGCUCCAAGGUCCCUUCCAGCACAUGACGCCCACCCAGAUGGCCGCCUACACCACCGCCAUUCUGGAGACACCGCCGCUGCAUCCGAGUCUCUUCCUGCCGGCGAAUGCCCCACGUCCCUGGGCGACCGCCACUGGACUCGACCUGCCCUACGACAGCCAUCCGCACAGCCUCACGCCCGAGGAUCUGGCCCGCAUCCAGGCGAUUCCCAAGCUGGUGGAUGCCACCACCCAGACGGAGUUCCGGUGCAAGUGCAUGCUGCUCUCGCCGAGUGAAGGUGAAUCUGUGCCUCCGCAGGCCUACUUCCCGGGAUCACCGGCGGUCUUCGAGAUGUCCCCCAACGGACCUCGGAUGAGAGGACAUCCGGGUGGUGGCCCUAGCGGACCCAUGAUGCAGCAACCGUAUCCACCUGGACCACCGAACGGACCGCCACAAAACGGACCACCGACGCAGCAGUUUGGCCUUUGGGGCAGGCCCAUGGGAAUGCCAAUGCACCCACAUCAGGGGUCGCAUCCCCAUCCCCAGUCGCAUCCCCAUCCCCAGACGCAUCGCCAUCCCCAGACGCAUCCCCAUCCCCAGACGCACCCCCAUCCCCAGCCGCAUCCACAGUCGCAUCACAUGCAGCCACCACAUCCCCAUUCGCAUGGUUCCUUCCAGCAUCCGAGUUACCCGAACCCCCAUCCGGGAAUGCAGCCGGGUCAUCCGAUGGCGCCGCAUCACCCCCAGCCGCACAAGUUGGGCGGAUCACUGCGCUAUCCGGAGUCGGGUCGCUUCGGCUACCGCUCGGGUCAGUUCGGUGGGGGCAACCAGUGCCGCUACGGACCCAUUGGCAGCGGACGUCCCGGCCAGAGUAACGGCGGACGAGGCUACCCGAAUGCGAACUUUGGUGGUCGGGGAGAUCCGGUCGUGGUGAGGCCCUCUGGCAGUCACCAAGCGGCCCAGGCCCAUGGCCCAUCCACCUCGGGCGGCAGUCCAGGUCGGCCGGUUGAACUGGAGAUGCAGCUGUGGCUGAACCUGGACGGAACCUAUACCGCUAGGAGGAGGCCGUCGGACACGUCGCGCAGCGAGAACUCCGCCAGCGUGAACCUCAGUUUCCGAUCGCGGAUCGAGGCGGGGGGGUCGGAGCGGCGGGGCAGCGCGGGAAGCAGCAACAUCGAGGAGGAGGAGGAGGCCAACGGCGAGGAUGGCGAAGAGGAGGAAGGCGACGAGGAAGGUGAGGAAGAGGAGGAAGGCGACGAAGAGGAGGAGGGGGGCGAGGAUGAAGGGGAGGAGGAUGACGAGGAAGAGGAUGAGGGGGAAGAUGAGGAGGAGGAGGACGAGGAGGAGGAAGAGGAGGAGCAGGUGGCGCGGGCCAACGAACCUCGAGAACUCGGGGUCGAGGAUAUAGCCGGCCUGGUGGAGCAGCAGAUCAACGAACUGGUCGGUUCCAAUUCCCGGCCCUUCUGCUUCGGCGAGGUCGAUUUCGUUAACUACGUCUUGUCGGAGACCCCCCUUCUGCCCAAUCGCUCCCAGACGGGCUAUGGAGCCACCUACCAGGAGCACCAAAUGCCGCAGACGCCGCGCGGCAACGUGCCCUGCGCCCAGGUGCAGCCCCACGUCAUGCCCCCCACCCAUUUCCCGGGCUAUGCCGUUGCUCGGGACCAUCGGGAGCUCCCCUCCCAGACAAUGCCACCAAUGCCACAAAUGCCACCAAUGCCACCAAUGCAACAAAUGCCUCAAAUGCCACCAAUCCCUCAAAUGCCUCCAAUGCCCGGAAACGGCUUUGGUCCCAAUGGAGCUCCCCCAAUCGGCUUCCAAGUUCCAGCUGACAACCAGCCGAAGGAGCCGGAGCACUUUAACAACAACCACUACAAUAACUACGGCCCCAUGUACGGCCAGCAGCGACCCAAUCCCGACUACCCAGCCAAUCCAGCCAAUCCAGCCAUGAUGGGCCACGAGCCUGGUCCCAGUGGGAUCUACAUGAGACCAGCCGGUCCACCGCCCACCAUGUACCAAAUGCGGCAGGAGCGGCCCAUGAUGAUGCAAAACGUCAAUGGCAACCUGGGUUUGAUGAAUGGCAACGGACACGGGCAGGGACCCGGACACGGAUACGGCAACGGACGUGGUCGCGGCUACAGUCCGAGUCCCAGUCGAGGACCUCAUGGUCCGCAUGGCCACCACAUGACCCACCAGCAGUAUCAAUCCCACCCCGGGAUGCCCUUUAACGGCAACAUCGGCCAGAACAUGCUGCCCCCGCAAAUGAGCGGUGGUCCAGUGAACCAUGUGAACCACGUGAACCACAUGAACCAUGUCAACCACAUGAACCACAUGGGCAGAGGCAGAGGCAUGGGAAUGGGGGUCGGAUUGCUGCCCCUGCCGGUGCAGAUGCUCAGCCCGAGCCGGAUGCCACAGCCGAACAUGCAGCAGAGUAUUCAGCAGGGUAUGCCGCAGCCCAACAUGCCAUAUGGUAUGCCGCAAGGAAUGGCACAGGGUAUGCCACAGGGUAUGCCGCAAGGUCUGGGACAGGGUGUGCCACAGGGUAUGCCACAGGGUGUGCCACAGGGCAUGCAACAGGGUGUGCCACAGGGUAUGCCACAUGGUAUGCCGCAGAAUAUGCAACAGGGUAUGCCGCAGACUAUACCACACAGUAUGCCACAGGCUAUGCAACAGGGUAUGCCACAGAAUAUGCAACAGGGUAUGCCACAGGGUAUACCACAGAAUAUGCAACAGGGUAUGCCACAGGGUAUACCACAGAAUAUGCAACAGGGUAUGCCACAGAAUAUGCAACAGGGUAUGCCGCAGAGUAUGCCACACAGUAUGCAACAGGGUAUGCCACAGGGCUUGUCACAGAAUAUGCAACAGGGUGUGCAGCAGGGUAUGCAACAGGGUAUACCACAGGGUAUGCAACAAGGUAUGCCUCAGGAUAUGUCACAGGGUAUGUCGCAGGGUAUGCAACAGGGAGUACCACAGGGUGUACCACAAGGUGUACCACAAGGUGUAUCACAAGGUGUAUCACAAGGUGUACCACAGGGUAUACCCACAAGUAUGAACCAUCCCAAUAUGCAGCAAGGAAUGCCCAUGAAUAUCCCACCGUCCAAUCGCAACACGAGUCCCCGCGUCAAUCUCAAUGCGAUGCAAAAUUUCCACCUGAAUGGCAACAGUCCGGAGCUGAACAAGAUGCCAAUGCCGUACAUAGGUGAAGGAGGAGCCGGAAGAGGCAACACGCCCAACAGAAUGGGACCAGAAAUGUCGAUCGGUGGCGAGAUGGUGCAGCAAAUGACAGCGACUCCUGGACACGAUCUCCGACAGCACUGUGGCCCCAAGCCGCAUGACCCCAGCCCACGUCAAUCCGGAUCGAGGGUUGCGUCGCCAGCCGCGCCGAGACCACCCAGCACUCAGCCGCAGGGUGAGGAAGGACCUGCCCCCGAAGGGGCAACCUGCCAGCAGAAGAUCACCCAACCGUCCUACGCCUCCGUGUUGCAAUAGAAUUGCACCGGGGCGGGGCAGUUUCUUUUCAUUCAAAUUUUACGUGUAAAACAUGGCCACUUCGUUCCAAAUUCAAUCUAGUCAAAUCGAAAUUCACUUGUUUCUUUGUUUCCUUAUUUUUUUGGUUAAAUAAAACACGCACACUCCGCACAAUUUA